Molecule: messenger RNA, 623 nt
Organism: Lycium ferocissimum
Lineage: Eukaryota; Viridiplantae; Streptophyta; Magnoliopsida; Solanales; Solanaceae
Product: sodium/calcium exchanger NCL2-like
Exons: 4
Coding region: 33-623 (196 amino acids)
Biological process (GO): intracellular calcium ion homeostasis; calcium ion transmembrane transport
Cellular component (GO): membrane
Molecular function (GO): calcium:proton antiporter activity
Source: RefSeq, a predicted model, not a curated record
UUUCGACGUAAAGAUUCCUUACAAUUGACUUAAUGUUGUCUUAUUGUCUGCAGAUUAUAUGGAGUGAAGUUGAGAAAUUGGUCUAUGAGGUGGAAAAAGAUGGACAAAUUAACUAUAAGUUGUUGACAUGGGCUAUUAACAAAUCUGUCUUUCAAGUGAUUUUGGGGAUUGCAAUGCUGACUUUGUGCUCAAAACCACUUGUAUUUAGUAUUCGAAAGUUGUCUGAAGAAAUUGGAAUGCCUUCGUUCCUCAUUCCCUUUGUGAUAGUACCAGUGGCUCUAAAUGCAAGAAUGGCUAUAGCAGCAAUCUUUCCAGCAAGCCAGAAGUGCUCAAAAACUGCUUCUUUGACAUUCUCAGAGAUAUAUGGUGGAGUGAUCAUGAACAACAUCAUGGGCAUGACAACACUAUUGGCUGUAGUGUGGGCAAAGGACUUAACUUGGGAUUAUUCAGCACAAGUGCUAAUAGUUUUGGUGGCAUGUGCAACAAUUGGGCUUCCUGCAUUAUUCAGCAAUAGAUAUCCACUUUGGACGAGCCUUUUGGCAUUUUCUCUUUACCCCUCGUGUGCUUCUCUUUUACCUUCUUCGGUAGUUAAGAAUGGUCCUAUCAUUGAAACUUAUUUGUGA